This is a messenger RNA of Papilio xuthus (Asian swallowtail), 1907 nucleotides long. RefSeq lists its product as uncharacterized. The record is from RefSeq and is a predicted model, not a curated record. The transcript has 3 exons. Bases 53 to 1726 code for a protein of 557 amino acids. NCBI's taxonomy places the organism in Eukaryota, Metazoa, Arthropoda, Insecta, Lepidoptera, Papilionidae.
UUCGAUGGCAGAUUGACUAAAUAAGAACGAACGAAUUUGCGCGCCAAAUAAUAUGGCGAUAUCAUAUUUGUGGACAAUAUUAUUAUGUGUGAUUUGUGCGCAGGCGUUACAUAGUUUUAAAGAGCUGUAUUGUCAAGAUCCUGACACAAAAAUGUUACAUGCAGUUAACACGACGUGGGCAGCGAAAUCGUUCUGUGGAAAUUAUACGUGCAAAUUAAGAAAGAAGAAUAGAACAAGUACAGAAUUAAUUACACCGCUUACAAAAAUUAACAUCACUAAUAUAAAUAUUAAUUUCGUUAAAGAUGACAUGUCACCUAGUGCUAGUGACAAAGUUAAAACUACAGCUGAACCUCCUAAACAUAGUCUGACACAUUUAUUGAGCAGGGAAAGAGUUAUACCCAAAAUAAAAGGUGAUGAAGAAAAACGCAGUGAUGAUUCCUCAAAGGAAAAUGAUGGUGACCGUUAUUUAACAGAAAGUGAAAUUAAAACAAUAACAGAUAUGCUACAUACAGUUAAAAAGAGUGAUUUAGAAGCGAUUGUUGAUAUUUAUAAUUUAGCACAAGAUAUAUAUAAAGAUAUAGAAAAGAAUCAAGAAGAAACAUUGUACCAGGAUACUAUGACACCAAUUCACGUUCACGGUUUCAAUGACAAUCAACAAGGGAUUACUAGUGAUAAGCAAAAAGUUUCAUAUUGGUAUGAACCUUUAAAUUUCCAUAAUAGUAAAGUGAAACCAGAAGUCAGUGUAAACGAACCGACAUCAACAAUAACAACAACAAUGCAGACUACAACAAUACAACCUACUAAAAUGAAAAUAGCUGAAAAUAAUAAGAUAGCUGAUAAUUCAUACUUCAAAGGGUCAUUAACAGACAAGGACUUUAGGAAGCUACCUUAUUAUUACCCUAUGUCGACUUUCCAAAGGGUUUCUUCGUAUACCCAUACUAUGAAACCGAAAUCUGGAAUGGAACCGGUAGCUAAUCCGGAAAUUAAAGCAUGCAAAAAACUGCCACCAUUGCAACCGCCUCCGACGACCAAUAAUUACGUUCUCCCAUCAUGGAUAAAUAAGUCAUUAAAGAAAUCUUAUUUUGCGGUAACACCACAAAAUGUAUUCGAACCAUCCCUCUUAUUACCCUUCCCCUUUGCAUAUGUGAAUAAUAAUAACCUAACUGCAUACCCUCCUAGUUACUACUACGAUAACUACAAUGGAUAUCCAUGGGCACAAUUAAAUAUUUACAAUAGGAAUAGAAACUUUCAUCAGUCUUAUUUAGGAACAGCUUACAUAGCCAGAGUUCCAGGUGAAUCUAUGUACGUCAAACCUAAUAUAAAUACAGAUUAUGAAGCACAACGAGGUACUAUUACUAGAGACGACAUCAUAGAUAUCAUAUCUAGUUUAAAAGAUAAAGAAAUGAAGAAAUUGCCUGACUGGCAAACGAAUCCAUUGCCAGAGAAAGUGAUAGAAGAAGUCAAAGGGAAUGCUGAGAAAUCAAAGAUUUUAAAGCCUUUAAGAAAGAAAGUAAGAAUAGAAAGGAUAGGGAAGUUAAUAAAAUUAGAUGAAUCAUCAAGAUCUAAGAGAAGUAUUGAUAAUGAAGAUCCUUUUGAUGGAAUUGAUGAAUAUGAAACUUAUAUAACUACGACAACGUGUCAACCGAGCACAGAAAUAGGAUUCUUCCGUAGAGGGAACAUGAGUAGAUUGUUCCCGGAAUGUUGCCCGGAGAGAAUACAGAGCUGACCACAGAUAUAGACAACACGGAACGCUUAUUGGACAUUUUGAAAUUCGAAUACGUUUUUAAAUUCAAAUUAAAAAAAAAAUAUAGAACCAAUUCAAUUUUUAAAAAUCGAACACAGAAGUUAAUAAUUCAAUUUGUAUUCUAAAUUUGAAAAUAGAAGCCGAUAAAUAUUAACCAAACGUU